AUGAAAAGAAAUAUAGAUGAUUUUGUAGUUUUGUCUCCAGUUAAUGAAUCAGUUGUUGUAGAAAACUCCAACGAUAAGCUGGAAGGCUUUAAUGAGGAGCCAAUUUUAGGAACAAGUUUGUGUAAUAACGAAAGCCCUUCUGAGUCGUAUACAAUUUUUUCCACUACGGAAAUGUACUUAUUGUCUCUAUUUGCUUCGUUUCUAGCAUUGUUUUCAUCCAUAUCCGUACCUAUUUACCUUCCAGUGCUUACUGAGCUUAAAAAAGAGUUUAAUGUUGACACGGAAAAGAUUAACCUUACCAUUGUCACAUAUUCAAUUUUCCAGGGAUUGGCCCCUGCUUUUUGGGGACCUCUUGCUGAUCGUUAUGGUCGCAGGCCAAUCUAUCCUUUCUGCUUGCUUAUUUACAUUGGAGCUAAUAUUGGUUUGGCCAUGGCCAAAAAUUAUGCAAUGCUUUUAGUUUUUCGAUGCCUUCAAGCUGCAGGCAUGGCUGCAUCUGUUUCGCUAGGUGCAGGUAUGGUUGGUGAUAUAACCCAGCGCAAAAAUAGAGGUACUUUUAUGGGAAUUGUAGGAGGUAUCAAUCUUUUGGGAAAUGCUUUAGGCCCUUUAAUUGGCGCUGGUAUUGCGUCUACAUGGAAUUGGCGAUCAAUUUUCUGGUUUUUAGUCAUUUCUUCUGGUGUUGCACUGGUUCUUGUUGUCAUACUCUAUCCAGAAACAAACCGUUCGCUCGUGGGAAAUGGAUCAAUUAUUCCUCGCAGACUAAUCAAUAUGGCACCCACAAUGAUUAUGUUUCACAGAAAGCAACUCAUCUCAUAUGAAACGGCUUUAGAAACUGGAAAAGGUAUGCUUUUGUCUUUUAAAGGACAUUCAAUAUUACGAUCUUUUCAACUUCUUUUCAAUAAAGAAGUUGUUUUAUUUCUUAUACCAGUUGGGUUACACUAUACUGUCUGGUUUGUUACUCUUACCAUACAAUCAACUUCACUUGUUCAACAAUACAACUUUACGAUAAUUCAAAUUGGUCUUUCUUAUCUUGCAAAUGGUUUGGGCUCGAUGGUUGGCUCGAUAUGGGGAGGACGUUUAAUGACAUACUAUUACGAAAGACAAUCACAAAAGUUUAAAAAGGCUUGGGCUGAAGAGCAUGGUACUGAAACUGAAAUUAAUCCAUUGGCGUUUGAUAUUGUCAAAACGAGGAUAAAACCUGGAUUUUAUCUCUCAUUUAUAAUGAUGAUCGGCUGCAUAGUUUUUGGAUGGACAAUAGAAAAAAAAAUUCAUUGGAUUGUCCCGAUUGUUAUGACGUUGUUUAUAUCUCUUACUGGUGUCAUGUUUGUCACUAUUUCAAAUACAUUAAUGGUCGACUUAUUUCCUGAAGAAUCUUCUAGUGCCUCGGCUUGUGUUAAUCUAGUUCGUUGUCUACUUUGUGCAGUGGGAACUGCCGUUAUUGACCGCAUGGAUAGAAAGUUAGGAACUGGAGGAUCAAUGACACUUCUUUCUGGAAUAUGUGGGAUUUCACUUGUUGGGCUGGUGGUCGAAUACAAGUAUGGGAUGGAAUGGAAUAGAAAACGUCUUUCUAAUAAAACAUUGGCCAAUAAUAUCUAUUCUUAA
This is a messenger RNA of Magnusiomyces paraingens, 1599 nucleotides long. RefSeq lists its product as uncharacterized. NCBI's taxonomy places the organism in Eukaryota, Fungi, Ascomycota, Dipodascomycetes, Dipodascales, Dipodascaceae. Gene Ontology annotation, biological process: transmembrane transport. Gene Ontology annotation, molecular function: transmembrane transporter activity. The coding region runs from base 1 to 1599 and encodes 532 amino acids. The transcript has a single exon. The record is from RefSeq and is a predicted model, not a curated record.